This is a messenger RNA of Caenorhabditis briggsae, 3798 nucleotides long. RefSeq names its product Protein CBR-SEP-1 (gene Cbr-sep-1). Bases 1 to 3798 code for a protein of 1265 amino acids. Gene Ontology annotation, cellular component: mitotic spindle; nucleus; centrosome. Gene Ontology annotation, molecular function: cysteine-type endopeptidase activity. The record is from RefSeq and is a predicted model, not a curated record. The transcript has 8 exons. Gene Ontology annotation, biological process: proteolysis; meiotic chromosome separation. Lineage: Eukaryota; Metazoa; Nematoda; Chromadorea; Rhabditida; Rhabditidae.
AUGAGGAUCAUCAGCAAGGACCCGAACAAACAAGACAUCGAGAAGCUAAACGAGCUAUACAAUAGUGCAAAUACCAUUAUUCACAGUUUUCUCGGAAAAAUUGAUGAAAUACAACGAGAAGUGGCAGAUCUGUUCAUAUCAGAAUUCGGUGUCAAUGGAUCAAUUGAUCUGCACUCCCUGGGAAAGUUGGCUCGAAUAACGUCACAGUAUGCGUCCUUCGAAUGUUCUCAAAAACUCGGAAAGUACCAGUUAUCCGUUCAAAAGUUCUUCAACGCAUGGCAGAGUCUACGAAAAGAAGUAGCAGAGCUCUCGACCAAAGAAAGAGUGAGGUAUGCUCUAAUUCCUGCCAAGAUUUGCUUCUUUUACUUCUACAACGGCGAGUUAUGCAAGGCAGUAGUUUGCUUGUUGGACUAUGUUGAAUUGGUUCCCGAAGAUGCGAUGUCGAUGGAGGCGGCAUUAAGAUGGUUAAUGUUCCUCGGAGAAACGGAGUUAGCGGAGAAAAAGAUGAAGAGCUGGAAAAUGGCAAAAAAUUCUGCAGAUGUGUUUGAAGCGACGCGUAUUGGUAUAAGUUAUUUGAAAACAACGGAGAGUCGCUCGGCCGCACUCGACCAAUUGAUCCAACUUCGCGAUCGAAUCAAGUCAGAAAAUAUCCGCUCCUUUCCGAAGUAUGAGCUCUCCUCAUAUGUACAUUGGCUGUGCUCCACGUUGAGCAAUGUAGCCGUAGGAACAAGUCUUAGUGGAUGUGAAUUUCCGGAUCGAAUGUCACAGGUUCAUGAGUCAUCUUCCAAGGCCGAAGCCAUUAUCAGAAACAGAGUUCAUGGACUCGCUGCCUAUCAGUUCGAUAACUCGGUGAAUGCUUCUAUCUGUCAGUUCCUAAACGAGGGAAGUCAUGGAACAGAUUACGGUAACUGUUCACUAACAAAAGCAGUAAAUAUAUUUUUUUGUUUUUCAGUUCAUUUGGGAAGCACCGUCGCCUGGCAUUUUGAGAUGCGCCGCGAAUUAGCUCUCGUAAAUGUGGCCGCUGCACAAACUCGUGAUUCCAUAUCAGCAAUGAUUCUGAAUCUUCGUAUCGCUUUGAAGUCGGCUUCCUUUUUCCGCAUCCUUCAGAUGACUAACGUAUUGGCAUAUUAUACAGGCCUCGUUGAAGAAGUAGGCUGCGAGAAAAACGCUAGAUUGAUGAGAAUAUCCUGUGUCAACUUGCUAUCCUCACAACCAAUCGUUGUGCGAUGCAGCACUCCAAAAGAAACCCGAGCUGCAUCAAGAGCUCACACACCUUUACCAGGCGAAGAGAGUGGGAAUCGUCGUUCGAAAUCAGACACGUUGAAUAUUUUGGCGGAUGAAUUGGAAGAACUCGACUUGUACAACGAUCAAAUAUUCCAUCCAAUCACUCGAUCCUGUAAUUGUAAUGUGUGUCUGCAUUAUCCAUUAAGUACCACUUUCGCGGCAGAAUACAUGAUGGCGUAUUGUAUAAAUUCUGAUUUCACUCAGAUUUCCAUGAAACACUUCAACGAUGAGUUCGCCCAGAUAAGAGAACGAGGAAUGAAUGCCCAAACAAUGAUGCACCGAGACAAGAGUGUGCGCCCGAGACCCAACAUCAUUCAAAACGAAGUUUUUGGUCUGUGCGUUAUUCAAUGGCUCAAAAGAAAAGUAGAUACAAAACAGCUCGUGGAUACAGAAACACUAGAAAUAUUCAAAAACGCAUUGAAGAUUGUCAAAUAUCUCAAUCUGCGAACAACUGAUCUCCUUCUUGCUGUUCAACAACUUGGAAGACAACUCGAGUUCCCUCAGGACUGCAACUGUAGUUGGAUGCAUCCAAUAGUCAAAAAACCCCGCGUCAAAGCUCGGUUGGAUAAUGCAGUUGAUUUAUUCCGAGCUGUUUCCCCAUUCGGUCGUCGUCCAAAAAGCGACACUGAAGCUAGAGCACAACCAUUUAACAAGGAGAGAUACGACAAAGUGUGCCAUGAAAUUCGUCGUGAAAUGACUCAGUACACACAUAUUUUAUACAGGUAUCACAAAAUGAGAAUAUUUCUGAACAAUCGAAAACUUUUCAGAGAAUGGCGAAGUCGGUUGUUCCCAUAUGUUGGUCGUACAUCGAAGGAUCCAUGGCUAUCUGCAUAUGCAUGGGCUGAAUCAACACUUAUUGGUUCUAGGAAUGCAGUUCAAUGCCGAAUCGCAAAGUGCCGCAAAGGAGUAGUCACAAUAUCGGGGCAGGAUCGUUUCAAAAAUUGUGUUGAGGCGAUGCCUGAUGACAUGACACUUGUUCAAAUAGCAAUGGCGGACAAUAGGAACAUCUACCUCAUCAAAUUACAUGCCGAUCGUGAUCCCAUCAUUAUGCCUCUCGCGCAUCACACUCAAGCGGAUGAAUUGAUGGAAAAGUUCUCAUUCAUGUUGGAAGAAGACGAACGCAUUGCAAAAUAUCCAGGAGAUAUGACACCUGAAGAAUUUUGGAAAAGACGCAAGGUUGUGGAUGCACGCAUGAGAGAAUUUGUCAACGAAGUCCAGGAAAACUUUCUGGGCGUGGCUUCAUAUCUACUGAUGCCUUCCGGUCGAUUGGGAACGCGUGCAAAUGAGUUGGCUCGAAAAAUUUCCAAACUCUCAAAGGGAGGACUUUUGCCAGGAGAAGCCAAAGAAAUAGUCUAUCUAUCCAAAAAAAUGGAUUCGAAAUCUUGGAAAAAACUGAUUCUCCGGUUUUGCGAAAUGCGUACAACAGAUGAAGAUUUUGUGAGCUAUCUAUCCAAAUUUCAUGAAGUAUCUCUGGAAACACUAGCAGAGGAUGAAACUUCUUUAAUUGAUGCUUCAAACAAGAAAUACACAUACCUCGUCAUAUGUCCUCAUCUUUCCCAAUUUUGCUGGGAGCGCCUUCCAAUAUUCGAAGAUUUUCCGUACGUUGGCCGACAAGUUUCCAUUCACUCUAUCUUCAGCCAGUUAGAAGCGAUGAGGAACCAGGAGAAACAGAUUCCUCUACAGAUCGACGUACAGAACGCUUACUAUGUUCUCGAUCCAGAGAACAAUUUGGGUGAAACAAAGAAACGAAUGCUUGAUUACAUCAAUAAGUUCAAAUGGGAAGGGACCGUUGGAGAAGCACCUAGUUCUUCCGAGAUCACAACAGCGCUCUCUCAAUGCGACGCAUUUUUCUACUUUGGUCACGGAUCCGGGUCUUCAGUCAUGCCACGAUCAGUUAUCAAACAAUCAACAUGCAACGCUAUCAGUCUCCUGAUGGGAUGUGGAAGUGUCCGAACCAUUCCACAAGCACCCGGAUUCGAUGGAAAAUCAGCCCUGCACGACUACGCAAUGGCCAAGUGCCCUCUGAUCGUUGGAUGCCUGUGGACAGUUACAGAUGGAGAGAUCGACCGUUUUCUCAUGCGAAUGGUCGAUGAUUGCUUCGAGAAGACGAAAUCAGUAUCUGGAAUCGACAAACUUCGUCAACUUUCUGAAGCAAUGCACGAAGCGCGAUCCAAAGCAAAGCUGAGAUACCUUACUGGAGCAGCAGUUGUUAUGUAUGGUCUUCCAGUAGUUUCGAAGCCUGGAGUUGAAAAACAAAUCUCAACGACACAAACACCUGACAGAAAUCUAAGAACUUCUGGACUCCAAGAGGAUAACUCAGCUACACGGACCCCUAGCAGGAAUCUGAAAACCAGUUCCAAGCAAGUAUUUCCAAGAACCGUUGAUUUUCCUGAAUCGAAAGACACCCGAACGCCGUCAAAGAGGCAAGUACUGAAAGUACUUCCCACGGAAGCGACUACGACGAGAAUAACUAGAUCGAGCGCACGAACCCCUUCGAGAUCGCGACCAUGCUAG